Cercospora beticola is the source of this 897-nucleotide messenger RNA. RefSeq lists its product as uncharacterized. The record is from RefSeq and is a predicted model, not a curated record. Lineage: Eukaryota; Fungi; Ascomycota; Dothideomycetes; Mycosphaerellales; Mycosphaerellaceae.
AUGCCUUCCCACUCCCUGUGGCGAGAAGACAUGAUUGAGGGCAGUGACAGAGAAGAAGGCCGCCUUCCAGAUGGCUUGGACUCGUAUUGGCGGCUCGACAGCUACAAGAAUGUGUCGAGCGGGACACUCGUUAACGCACUCCGUGAUGCUGGCGACUCCAACCAUCCGCUCCAUUGGCUGUCCAAAGUAUCUUUGCGAGCGCGGUACCAGCGAGUCAUCAGGCGACUUCUUUGCUACGACGCAUGCUCAAUCGGAGAGCUGCGAAUCUUUGUUCAGGCUCGCGGCCUGGAAGUCGAGACCCAUCGGGAGAAGGAGCGGACCAGUCUCGAACGCGCCCUCGAGAAAGGAGACACUGAACUUUCGUUCCAUAGGAUUAUGGAUCUUCCAGCUGAACUCCGCCUCAACAUCUACGAGUUCUAUAUCUGUGACUUCUCCGAAGAGCUUCACGAGCCGACUCAGCCACCGCUUGCCAGGACCAACCAGCAGAUUCGAAAGGAAUUUCUUCCAGUGUUCUACACCAAUCACGAAAUCCUCCUCAAGAUGACUUUCGACGCCGAGAAAGACUACGACUUGCGAUGGGACAAAGGAACCGAUUACUUCGUCAAGAGUUUGGAACCGAGCAGUCUCGCCAUGUUGCGCAAGAUCAACAUCACUGUCAGAGAAGACUUUCGUGGCCGCGGCUCCCGUAUCGACACAGACUUGUUCCACUUCCGCAUUGAGCUCGGCGGCCCUAACCGUGACUGCUCGGUCAAGUUGACGCAAUCAAUUGACGACGAAAUUGAGUACCCGGAUUUCUCUGACAGCUAUGAGUUCGAGGAUGAUCCGAAAACGCUUGAAGAAGAAAUCCAGGCCACUUUCGAAGUAGCCCGCAGUCGCACCCAGGACAAGACUCCGUAG